GCAAUCACUGGUAAAGAAGACUUUGAAGAGUGUAGACAAUUGCUGGCUCACCAUCACUGGGACCUACAGAUAGCUGUACAAGAUGCACUGAACCAAGCCGAAGGAAGAGGGGAUGUUUAUCAAGAAGAACAGAGGGAUGUCUCUACUGACAGUGAUCAAGAGUACGCUCAUUUUUUUUAUUAUAUUAGGCAAAAAAAAAAUAUGUGGGUUUCCGGUUUCCUCUUGUAAAAACUUAGGUAAGGUAGAUCGGUUUUAACUUUUUUUUUAAACUUUUUUUAAUUUAAAAUUUUCCUAACAACCGGACACCAUUUUGUUUAGACAGUGCUUCCAUAUCCAAACAUAAAUUUCCCUAAUAUUGCCUCAAAUUUUCAUUUUCCACAAACGUUUUCCUCUAAGUGGAAACACUUACAAGUGUGAUCCAAUAAAAAAGUUUAGGGUCGGGAUUUUGGCGUCCAAAAGCUAGGUAGGGUCGGGAAACCGGAAACCCACAUAUUUUUUUUGGCCUUACCAAAACCGUGGGUGCUUCCUCUUGACCCCAAAAAAUGUGUGCCAUGUUUUCCUGUUGAAACAUUCAGGAAUGUGACUGCAUUCUAGCCUAAGUCUCAGGCCUUGCCGUACAGUGACUGGGUCGGUUUUGACCGCAGGAAAAGGCCUAGAUAUUUGUCAACUUGCUCAAUUUUUACAGAUUUUAUUGAAAAACAAGCUUACAAUUGACAUUUACAUUAAAAUUUACAAUAUAUAAAGUUAAUGAGGAGAAAAAAGAAACGUGAUUGAAAUUUGUAUAGAAAGUGAGUCUUGUGCAAUGUCCAAAGUAGCUGGAAUCUUUCGAGUUGGGCACUGCCUACAAUUUAUAGUAAAUUUUAAAAAAAUAUGCAAAUGUGCACAGACUAUGUGUCAUCCUGACUUUAGAAAAAGAGAUAAGCUCUUAGUCCUAAAUUCAUGAAGUAACCUUACCUGAAAACGUUGUAAAUAUGUAGAAUCUAGGGCCAAAUGCUCUAAGGGCAAAAAUCGUUCCAAAAAGGGCAGAUUUGCGAAUGGUAUGCUGGGCCUUCUUGUUUCCCGCCUCUCCCCAGCCAAGGUAACAACUCAGCUGACCGAAUUCCUGACGUUGUGAGAUUGACAUGUUGGGAAUGACAACAUUUGUUGGUUCAUGGAAAAUUAUGCUGAAAUUGGACCAAUUGGCUAAUAAUAGUUUGACAAGCUUUUCUUGAUGCGACUACCAGGAAUAUUACACAAUCUUUUAUACUAAGAAUAUAAAAUUAAUUAAAAUGAAAUUAAUAAUAUUAAGAAUUGUUAAUAAUAAAUAAUCGAUUAUGAAAAUGAACCGAUGGGUGCAGCUCUAACAAAUUUAUUUUUAUUUUUAUAGGCUUAUUGAAAACGAACCUCCGGGUCCAAUUAUAGAACCUGCCCCAAUGGUAAAUACUAAAUAUAAUCUAACUUGCUGUUUCGCUCAUAAUUACAAGCUUAUUGUGCAACCAUACAUGUCAAGCCAGACUCUUACCCAUAUGUAAAAUUCUGUAAGCUAUAUUUAGUUAUUGCUGUGUGUUAGUAUAAUUUAAUACUACCAUAUAUUUUUACAAUAAUGCUAUUAACAUGCUAGUUUAUUUUACCUGACUUUUUACAAUUCCUAGGUUUACUUUCCAGUAUAUUUUCAGCGAUUGAUAUGAUUUAUAUUUAUUUAUUAUUUUAGUCAGACCAGGGCUUAUAUAUAUAUAUAUAUAUAUAUAUAUAUAUAUAUAUAUAUAUAUAUAUAUAUAUAUAUAUAUAUAUAUAUAUAUAUAUAUAUAUAUAUAUAUAUAACUGUAUAUCAACACGGAAAAUGUUUUAUAUUUGUUAAGUUGAAACUGAUUAUAAACUCGUAGUUUUUAUUGUUUUUACAUCAGGUCUUCACCUGCAUACAUAUAAAACUUGACAUGCAAGGAAACGAGCAACAACUAAAUAUUUAAUGCCAACAAUGUUCAGUCUAAACGUUUAAAUGUCAAUAAAAUGUUUAUGGUCGGUCAUAUUUCUGACAGGUCGGUCGGAAACCUGAAACCAACUAUUAUUUUUAUUUGGCCUGAUGCGCAGAAUGGACUUUACAGCAUCUUUAAACAACAGUUCAAAUUUUAGUUGUUGGUUUACAUGCAAAACGAAGGCAUGCUCAUUCAAAACCGGUUAGAACUGCUUUACUUCGUCCAGAAUUUCGGGUGAACAAAAACACAAAAAUAGCAGAGCCUUAUUUUCCUUCUCAGGGAUUAAUAAGGGUAUAGUAUACGCUGUACUACUAACUGUACUAUUUUUACGUUGAUUCUAAUUUUAUUUAUCCUGUAAUAGGGUUGGUCAAAUUGGUUGCUAAACAUGGCUUCAUUCCCCUUUACAUUUACACUAUCAGUUAUAACAGACCUUUACAGAUUUAUAGGUAUGCUGUUUUUUAAAUUUAAUGUGAAUUACUUUUUAAAAUUUUUGGCAAAGUUUUAUUCUUUGUUAAUUGCUAACAAUUUAUUAAUAAUUGUAAUUCUUUUGUAGUUGGACUGGUUGGACGUUCGUUAUUUGGAGGUAUGAAAAUUUUGAAUUUCUCUUUAGAAUAUAAUAAGUAUUUAGGAUUUUGAACAAAAAAUUUUGAACAAAAAAUCAGUAUUUAUUUUCGUGUACAUAUACCUGCGAACAGGCUGUACUUGAGCGCCCGAAAUUUGGCUUCACCCAAACAUAGGCCUUCAUCAAUCUCGUUCCCCGAGCCCGCGAUCCUCAGAAAGGAACGCGAGGCUCUGGGAUAAUCCGUUUCAGGGAGGAAUCUGAUUGGCCGUUGAUAUGGAAUGCACAGUUCAAUCUUAGCAUUAUCUUAGCCAGGAUUAGCAUUAUCUUAGCCAUAUUUCCCGACUCAUUUUCAGCUGAUACAACUGCGCUAGAAGAUGUAUUAAAGUUUAAGGAAGAGUUCGAAACAAAAUAUGGCGGAACCCAUCCGACAUUUUACCAAGGCAGUUAUAGUCAAGCUAUUGAAGAUGCCAAGAAGGAACUACGAUUUCUUUUAGUCUAUCUUCAUUCAUCAGAACAUAAAGAUACAGAACAGUUUUGCAGGUAAGCAAACACGAAUAAACUCUUGCGAAAAAUAAUGCGAAUGAAACCUUGUAAAACGCUAAUGAUUGACCGAUAAUCGGGCCGAUUUUUGCCUUAUCAGUAUACACGCGUAAAAACGCUCAGGUUGUUGCAAUAUUGAUGAAAACUGGAUUGAACAAUAUUUUGCUUCCCACAUUGUUCACAGUUGUCAACAAUGUUGAACAAUAUUGUUACACCCAAUUCAGGCUCAACAAUAUUGUUCAAUAUUGUUGACAAGUGUGGGCAACGUGGGCAGCAAAACAUUGUUCAAUCCUGUUAAACAGCAGGCUCAGGCUCAGCGUUUUUAGCCGUGUACCGUAAUCGGAUCAGUAUAAUUAUAUUCGUAUUUCCGAUUGUGUAAUACCAAUUGUUGGGAAAAUAUGCACUUUAAAAAUUAUAAUAAUAAUAAGACUUUAUUUAAAGAGGAUAAACCAUAGAUAUCUUAUAUAGACUAGAUAGCGCAUCUCUUUUAGUAAAAUUGAAGCCAAGAAUAUUCCAGCGGUUACCCCCAUUCGAAUAGAUGGCGGCCAUGUUGGUGUUUCCCACUCGCUAAUAAACGCUUAAAAAACAACAAUAACUUUCAUCAUUUGAAUACUUUAAAAAUGUAUUUGGAAUAGGUUUACCUUAAUAUUUAGGUUCCGUGUUUAAGAAAUAGAAAACAUACGAAUCUUCUCAUUUCAUGUGAAUAUCCUGAGUUUGCAAUCACGGCUUCAAUUUUUGAAUGGUAGAAUAAUUAGAUGCACUAUCUAGUGUAUAUAAGAUAUCUAUGGGAUAAACGCUAAACAGUUACAAAACUGAUAAACAUGCGGCCCUCAAAUAUUAAAGUAGAUAUAAUCAUGGAUUAUAUUAAAUAAGAUAUACAUAACCUUUGGAUUUCAGCUUCUUUAUAAAACGGUAUCCACCUAAGCUUAUUAAAAAUAGAAACUGACCUAUAGCACGACUUUCUUUGUCUAAAAUUAGCCUAUAGCAGCACGUUUCGGCAACUUCAAAACGGAAUGUAAAGUAGCCUUAGUAUAGUUAAAGAACUACAGUAUAGUAGCUGUAUAUAGAAACUAAGUCUCUCUUCUAGGGGGAGGUUUUAGGGGUAAUGGGAAAUUAUGUAGUUUUUUACCUGAAAAGGUUGCCACAACGGCCGCCUGUUCAUGAAAGGAGCCACAUGGCCAUGAUUCAUCUUGGAUGAAACAGGCUGUUGUGGCAACCUUUCGAGGUAAAAUUAUACAUUGCGCGUUGAUACACGUGGCGUUUUAACGCAAUAUGUUAAAGAUGCUGUAAAGUCCGUUCUGCGCAUCAGUUCUGCUCAUAACAAAGGGAGGCCCGCACAUAUAAACAUUGAAACGUCUAGUUUAUAUUCAUUUUCAAGCAUAGCGAACCAGAAGAGUGUUAGAUAUUUAGUUAGUAUAUAAUAUUUUACAAAUAUAGCGUUUGUUUGCAUUACGGACUUUGCAGCAUCUUUAAAUGAAUGCGUGAAGCGUGUCAUUUGUGAACGAUUUUAAGGAACAUUGGUUAAAUGCAAUAACAUGUUAUUUUAAGUUGGAAAAUUAUCGUUAAAAAUUUAAAUGAUUGACGUCACCUUUACCCGGUCGAUUGACAUUAUGACCUCAUUAUAAAAUCGAUAUUGGGUAGACUGUUGCACAAAUAAUCGGUAAAAAUAUGUGGCCAAAAAAUAUGCGGGUUUUCGGUUUCCCGACCCUACCUAGCUUUUGGACGCCGAAAUUUCGACCCUAAUUUUUUUAUUGGAUUAUGCUUGUAAGUGUUUCCACUUAGAGGAAAACGUUUGUGGAAAAUUUUUACAAAAAGAAAUAGGAAACCCACAUAUUUUUUUGCCUAAUCGGUAAUUUCCGAUUGUGGCACAAUCGGUGAAACAUAACACAAUGGGUUCCGCUUUGGGUUCACAUCUGUUCAUAUGAUUUUGAGCAUUUUUAUCACCUGAAAGUUGCAGUAUUAGUAACCUUACUAACCUAGACACAUUGAUCCUAGGUCAACCUUGACCAACGAAGGACUUCAGGAUUAUAUUAAUGGUAAUAUGUUAUUUUGGGCAGCUGAUGUUCAGAGUCGGGAAGGAUAUAGGGGUAAGUGUCACGCUCAAGUGUCUGAGAACAUUGAGUGGAACUCAGAAUUUCGUUCUAGACAUAACAACAUGCUCAUGCAAGUGCAGUGAAUGCAAUGAAAAAAAAUUUUAAACUCUCUAUACAUUGUGUGACGAGUAUAAAGCAUUUUCUGGCCAAACUACAUUAAAGGUUUUAUCAUCAUAUUUGAGUCAAAUAUGAUGGAAUAUCCUCAGCUGACGCAGGAUCAGUAACUUUUACAUUCGUCGUUGCCAUAGUAACUAAGAUAGGCCUCGCUAUAGGGUAGAAUAUAGGGUUUGCUCCAAAAAUGAUAUGAGCCAAACUAAUUUACCGAGGAUUUUAGAAACAGCUUUAAUGGACACUUAAUACAUCGAUCUAUGUCAUGAACCUAAAAAAAUAUACAAGUAAUAUAAUAAGGCCUUCAUAUUUUACUUUUUUAAAAUUAUAUGAAGAAAGGAGUUCUUAUAAGGCUACUCUUGCAAUGUAUAUUGCUGAUAUAUGAAGUUUUUUAGGUCCAUGACAUGGCUAUGUAACAAGCAAAUAAACUCUGAAAAAUUCGAACGAAUUGAUUCAGUAUGAACAGUAGGAGAGUUUUUAGUAUUUCGCAAAAUGCUCAUGUGAGAAAAGCGAUUUUAAAGUUUUUGCAUAUAUUAGAAUAACUUAGAUAGAACAAUAUAAUUGAAAAUGGAACAAUAGACUAAACCAAUCGCAUAUCUUUAUCGCUCCGGGUAAAAUCGUGGUUUUACCCUACGAAGGUGUAGAAUUUGCUGGAUUUCUCUGGUUUACGGUACAUUUUAGUUCUUAAAAUUACACGGAUUUUAUAAAGAACGCUAUAAAGACUACAUUUUUACGUUUUUCUAAAAAAUAACGAAUAUUGGAAAAUUUGGGUGGAAGACCACCUUAACACAACAGCGAGAAUAGGAGGCGGGCAUCUUUUUAUUGCCAAAUUUGUCGCACAUUACAAUAUAAUACGACAACUGUUUAUAAUUAAAUUUAUAAUUUUAAAGUGUAAUGGCGAAGAGAAUGCCUCAAAUAACAUAAUAUUCUUAAUCAUCAUCAUGCAUACUUAAAUACUCUAUUGUUUCUCAUCGAGGAUCUACCCAUAUCUAUGGAUCUACCACACAAUGUCAAUGAAUAUCGUCCCGUGUUUUUGUUAGAUCAUUGUUGUUGUACAAUGAGUAUAAGGAGUACUAUACAGGGUGUCUAAAAAAAACGCUAUGGAAAUUCAACAGGCUGUCGUGCAUCAUAAACUUAGCUAAACAACUAUAUAGGACGAAAGAGCUGUUAUUUAGCUUUUAAUGAGACACCUUUUUCAAAUCGUAACGAUGAGAAAUGGCCACAUACUCGUGAAAUAAGAAUUGCAUGCCUGUCGAAAUCACAUCAUUCUUCCAUCGAUGCGUUGGGAAUUGAAAAUACAUUAAUUAUGCAAAGUUGGUCAAUCCAAAAGCAACGCGAGCCUGCUGCAAGCUAUUUGUUUCGUAAAACGUUUUGAUUACGAAUGUUCUCUGUUCAGAGGUUAAUUGAACCAUGUUUAUUAAACUUCAGGCUCGCGUUGCUUUUAUUAAGUUAUUGUCUCACUAUGACGAAGACUGACGAGUUGAGCUAAUUUUAGAUAAUUUAAGGCCCGUUUUAUACGUCGAAUUUUGGUCGCGUCGAAUGCAAUUAAGACAAUAGAUAAUGAGAUGAUAAACCUCAUUAAGCUUCAUUAUCUAUUGUUUGAAUUGCAUUCGACGCGACCGAAAUUCGACGUAUAAAACGGGCCUAACAUUCAAUAUUAAUUCCCUCUUGGGAAUUGUCUAUGUUUCGUUUUUCAUGCAAUUCCCCACGGUGGAAGAAUGUGAUGUGAUUUCGACCGGCAAUUUUUAUUUGACGAGUGGCCAUUUCUCAUAUAUAGUCACGAUUUGAAAAGGUAUCAUUGGAAAGCUAAAAUUCUAGACAUAACAACAUGUUCAUGCAAGUGCGGUGAAUCUAAUGAAGCGGUUUUUGUCUUCGAUUCAGUUAGUAACGCAUCGUCGGAAAGCUUUUAAUAUCUUCAUUCCUUCUCGACGCAGAAUUGAGUUUCUCCAGAAAAAUAUCACACAGUUGAACGUCGAGUUCAAAGAGAUAAACGUGCCCGACCACAGACUAAAUAACAAAAAUCGCCUCUCGGACAAUGCCGAUGCUAAACGUAAAGCAGAAUGUAUAAUUUUCGGACAGGAACAAAAGAUAAAACAGGCAACCACCAAACAACAUGUAGAAACAUUUUUAAGUUUUAAGAAUUGUUUUUUUCUCUUUUCGUCCAUCGACGUUCCUUUAGUUGGAGCAACCCUUUCGUCCUUGCGUUUUGACUUCGCGAUUGUAAAUAUUGUGUAAUUUGAAUAAAUGAACAAGAAUAGGAGCAAUGAAAAAUAUACAGCUAUACGAAUAUGUUUAACAAUUAUUUUAGCCUCGACAUUUACCAAUGCGGAUAGACCCACUGUUAUAACUGUAAAUAUUGCCUGAAAAUAUAUAACCCUUGUUUUUGUGACGGAUGCUUGAUGGAAAAAUGGACAGGUUAGGGCUAGGAAUCGUUCAACAUUCAGCAUAAAAAGCGCAAACAACGAGGAACCUUGUAAAAUAAAAAAUAUGGAUAUCCUUGUAAUCUCGCGUAUUUCAUUCAUUUCUUCAAGAGAAAAAUAAAUUGUAGAUACAAUCAAGAAUGGAUGAGCGAUGCUGACUACAGCCAGAUCAAAACAAGAUAAUACAAGAAUCGUAAAAUAGCAUAAUUUCCUUCGAAGUUGUGACGACCUCAACAGACUGAUUAUAACCACAGAAUUUAGGAACAUUCCUGCGACCAUAAAGAUUAUAUUUAUAAUGCACAGAAAUACGACACUAAAAAUAUCACUUUUUUGCAUAUUGACGACCUGUCUUGCACAAUAACUGAGUUCUGUUUCUUCCUUUAUUAUUUUGCCUUAUUGCUCUGCCCACAUUCAGUUUAAACUGCCGCAAUAAUUUCGAAGACACUCGUACAUCUGUUGUUAUAUACAUUUUGUCGUUUGUAAGGACUUUAACAAAUAUAGGACGUCUUUUUGAAGGGUUUUUGCUAGUGAAAAUUUUGAGCGAAAAUUAUAUAUAUGUUAUUUACCGGAUUGGAGGUCCGUAUAGAGAAAUAUUUCUCGAGGUCUUAAAAACGGCCCGAGGCCGAAGGCCGAGGGACGUUUUUAAGACCGAGAGAAAUAUUUCUCUAUACGGACCGACCAUACCGGUAAAUAAUAUUUUUAUUUUUUUUAAUUCCUCCUCUGGAUUUCCUCAAUCACUCCUCCCGCACGCGAAUGAAGCUGCCAAAUAUAACGUCGUUUCUAUCAAUGCUAUAUCGGGAAGAGUAAUAUCUUUUGUGAGAUAGUAAAGUUCGCUUUCACUGUGUUCUUCAUCGUCUGUAGACAUUUUAAUAUUUUAAAAAGUAGCCUUUAAACUCGUCUUUAAAUUUUGAAAAAUAAAUACAUUGGCUGUACGGCUUUAAAUCUCGCGCGGUCCGUACGGGCUCAUACAGCGUAAAAUAUGACUUCGGACCGCAAGAAAAAAAUAAAUACAUAUAUUUUAGACCUGACCGGGUGCAGGUACUACCGCGGUGUUCCCAUGCACCCAACUUUAUCCUUUCCCUUGGUGUAAAUAGGCUUGCGGGAUUGGUAUAUAUACUCUCGCCUCGAGCUUCGUCCUAGCUAUGAGCUCCGCGCGUGGUUUGGGUAUAUUAACACGAAGAUUUUUGGUGCCAAUGGCCAUAGGCACAGGACAUUUUCGUUCGAUUUGGAUGAAAAUUGGAUGAAAAAUUAACAACAUUUUUGUGUAGGCUGAAUGCGUAAUUAGUCCAUCUGUCCAUUGUAUAAUUUAUGCAUGAUGUCUUGACUUAAUUAAGGCCAAGUAAAAAAAAAUUAGUAGUUUCUCGUCCGAAUUUUGAAAAAAAAUGAGAAUGCGGGCGCUUUUUUUUUGUUCAAGCUUCAAAUAUUGCUCUUAAAGUUUACCAAACAGCCUACAAACACACGCAAAUAUUGAAGUUUACUCAUAAAACGUAAAUAUAUUAAAAUAGACAAACAGCUACUAAUGCAAUAUGGCGCCAAAAUAACAAUAUGGCGCAACCGAACUAUGCGGAAAGGAGCAAAAUGGCGGAAAUAUACUAAGUGGAAAUUCUUUGAAAGGCUCGAAUAUAAAACAUAAAAAGAAAGAAAAAUCCAUGUGGCGGGGGAAAAGGAUGCGGGUGGGGACGAGAAACUAUACUAUAAUUUGUUUUACUUGGCCUAACUGGCGGAGGCACAUGAUUAAUGCAGUGUUUGAGGCUCUCUAGUUGAUACUUAUAAUCCUUAUAGCUUAAACUAUAAACAUAGACUUUGACAUUGACAUAAUCUAUUUCAAAAAUUUUAACCUAAAAUUUUUAAACCCUCUACAUUUUAUGACGAGUAUAAAGCUUUCCUAGCGAAAAGGAGGCGGACAUCUUUUUAUUGCCAAAUUUGUCGGACACAUUACAAUAUAAUUCGACAACUGUUUAUAAUUAAAUUUGUAAUUUUAAAGUUUCUUGCUAAGUGUAAUGGCGAAGAGAAUGCCUCAUAUUCUGAAUCACUUUCAUAUUUAUAAAUACUCUAUUGUUCCCAUCGUGGAUCUACCACACAAUAAAUAUCGUCCCGUGUUUUUGUUAGAUCAUUAUUUGUUGUUAUACAACAAGUGUAUAUUACAUGUAUAUUACUUUCCUAAUAAACCCAUGGGAAAAUUAACCAACCACAUUCCAAUAUAAUACGACAACUGUUUAUAGUUAAAUAUAUAAUUUUAAAGUUUCUUGCUAUAAGUGUAAUGGCGAAGAGAAUGCCCCAAAUAACAUAAUAUUCUGAAUCGCUAUCAUAUACUUAAAUACUCUAUUGUUUCCCAUCGAGGAUCUACCACACAAUAAAUAUUGUCGCGUGUUUUUGUUAGAUCAUCUGUUGUCGUACAACGAUCGAGUAUUAUAUAUGUUACUUUCCUAAUAAACAAAUGGGAAAAUUAAGCAACCAAUGUUGACGGCCGUGUUUUUUUCUGAGAACGAUCAAAUACAUGCAUAAGGAAAUUUGGAAUUACAAUUUCGAUCGUCUAGGGCCGAGGCAAAAACUAGCGAUAUAUAACGGGUGGGUUUAACUCAGAAUUUCAUUCUAGAUAUAACAACAUGUUCAUGCAAAUGCAGUGAGUCUAAUAAAGCGGUUUUUGUCUUUAAAGAAUUAAUACAGAGCGAAUUUUCUAUAUACAAUACCCGGAUAGAUUGUUAUAAUAGCAAUUCAGUUCGUAACGCGUCGUCGGAAAGCGUUCACUAUCUUCAUUCCUUCUCGACGCAGAAUUGAAUUUCUCCAGAAAAAUAUCACGCAGUUGAACGUCGAGUUCAAAGACAUAAACGUGCCUGACCACAGAUUGAAUAACAAAAAUUGCCUCUUAUAUGCGAAACGUAAAGCAGAAUAUAUAAUGUACGGGAAGAAACAACAGAGAAGACAGCCAACUGCCAAAUAGCACGUAGAAAUACUUUUGAGAUUUAAGAUUCGUGUUUUCCUAUUUUCAUCCAUCGCUGUAGUUGAAGCAACCCCUUCGUCCGCGCGUUUUGACUUCGCGAUUUUAAAAAUUUUGUAAUUUGAAUAAAUGAACAAGAAUAGGAGGGAUACAACAGUUACACUUGCAAGAAUAGCGACAAUAUUUUCCAAAUUAAAAUAUACCAAUGGCGAUAGACCAAUUACUAUAACCGUCAAAAAUGCCUGAAAACAUAGAAGCCUUGUUUUUGUGACUGAUGCUUGAUGGAAAAAUGGACACGUCAGGGCUAGGAAUCGUUCAACAUUCAACGUAAAAAGCGCAAACAACGAGGAAGCACAUACAACAGAGAAUAUGGACUUCUUUGUGGCCUGGAUUAUUUCAUUACUUUCUCCUUGGGAAAAAUAAAUUGUAGAUACGAUCAAGAAUGGAUGAGUGAUGGCGACUACAGCCAGAUCAAAACAAGAUAAUAGAAGAAUCAUAAAGUAGCAUAAUUUCUUCCGAAGUUGUGGCGACCUCCAUAGACUGAUUAUAACCACAGAAUUUAGGAAUAUUCCUGCAACCAUAAAGAUUAUAUUUAUAAUGCACAGAAAUACGACGCUGAAAUUAUCACUUUUUUGCAUAUUGACGAUUUUUCUUGCACAAUAAUUGCAUAUAUUUGUUUCUUCAUAUAUUUGCCUUAUUGCUCUGCCACAUUCAAUUUAAACUGCCGGAAUAAUUUCGAAGACACUCAUUUAUCACCUGUUGUAAUAUACAUUUGAAGGACUUUUAAUAACAUGUAAAUAUAGGGCUUCUUUUUGAAGGGUUUUUGUUAAUGAAAAUUUUGAGCGAUAAUUAUAUGCAUAUAUUUUUGAUACGACCGCGGUGUUCCCACCCAACUUUAUUUUCCCCCGAUGUAAAUAGCCGUGCGGAAUUAGUAUAUUCUCGGCGUGGGCUUCGCCCUAUGGCCCUAUAAGAUCCGCGCGUGGUUCGGGGUAAUACACGAAAAUUUGUGGGGCUAAUGGCCAUAUAGGCACAGGACAAAUUAAUUAACUUUUUUGUUCGAUUUGGAUGAAAAUUAGAGUUAGCUAUUACAUAAGUUUUCUCACAAGGAAUUAUUAUAUUUCAUGGCAUCCGAAGCAGAAGUAGCGAAAAUUAGCGAAGCUGAACGGCCAAAGCGAGCUGUUGUCCGAAGAAAUCUAUAGAAGGCGUUAGAUUAGAGAAGCUUCGAACCUUAAAGGCGUCUCGUUGUAUUGGUACAGCGAAAGAAGCAAUCUGUAAUUGUGUUAUGUUGCCCGAGCAAGAAGGAUAUGCGAAAGCAAGAAAGAUACUUCAUAACUCAUUUGGUCAAAGUCGUAUCAUUUAUACCUGCAGUGUAUACCGAAGGGAGGUGUAAUAAGAGGCGGUGAAAGUGAUAAGUUACUUCAGUUGGCGAUGGAUAUGGGAACUGUCAGAUUAACUUGACUCAGUUGGGUUGCGAAUCUGAAAUCAAUGCACAAAGUAACCUCGAGAAGAUUGUUUCGCGGUUACCUAGACACUUACAAGCAGAAUGGGCAAAAGAGGCUUUCGCUAUAUUGGAAAAAGGGAAAGUACCCACCUUUUUGAAUCUCACGAGUUUCAUCAUUGCGAAAGCGAAGUUGGCUAGUAGCGCAUUUGGUCAAUUAAUUGGUUCCAAACCGCAAGAAGAUAUAGCAGCCGCAGAAAUUCAGAGGUAGAGAACCACAAGGGACAUCCUAUGCAACUCAGGGCGAUUCGAACAUUCCAAGUUGUUACUACUGUAAGAAGGUUGGUCACUUGUUGGAGAAGUGCUACUCUUUCAGGAAUCAAAAUUUCGAGUCUCGGAAGGCAUUUGUGCUGAAGGAAAAGCUUUAUAACAUUUGUUUCGGUAAAGGACAUUUCGCGAAGCAAUGUAGAAAACGAGACAAUUGUAUGGUAGCUGAAUGUGGUCAACGCCAUCAUAGCUUAUUACAUCCCGUACAUGCAUCCAUUGGGAAAGGAAUCAAGGACGAGCCUGAAAAGAAGGUGGACAAAAAAUCCGUAGAUGGAACUAGUAAUGGUCAAUGUGGUGUUACUGGGCCCGGACGUCCUGGGGUACGUCUGAGAGUCCUACCUGCUAAAGUUCGUGAAAUGGGUGAAACAGAGGAAAUUGAAACGUACGCAUUAUUAGACGAUGGUUCUGAUGUAUCUCUUUGUGACAGUAAUCUCGUCAAGCAACUGGGAAUUACUGGA
Paramuricea clavata is the source of this 12836-nucleotide messenger RNA. Lineage: Eukaryota; Metazoa; Cnidaria; Anthozoa; Malacalcyonacea; Plexauridae. The record is from the annotation of a GenBank genome assembly.